Agelaius phoeniceus (red-winged blackbird) is the source of this 2029-nucleotide messenger RNA. It is a transcript of the gene MED21, whose product is annotated as mediator complex subunit 21. NCBI's taxonomy places the organism in Eukaryota, Metazoa, Chordata, Aves, Passeriformes, Icteridae. Gene Ontology annotation, molecular function: transcription coregulator activity. Gene Ontology annotation, cellular component: mediator complex. The record is from RefSeq and is a predicted model, not a curated record. Gene Ontology annotation, biological process: regulation of transcription by RNA polymerase II.
GGUGGGAGUGUGGAGGGGAAGCGCUUGGCCGCGGUAACAGCUGCGAACUCCUAAAAAUGCACGGUGGGGUUCGGACCGGCAGUUUGGGACUUGGGGCUUAACUUUGGGACGUGAAGAGACCCCACCUCCCAGCAAACAAAAUCCUCACCCAACCGUGCCGUCGCGAAAACACUUUGGGCGGAUAAUAAAAUUUGUAUGAUUGCUACACCCGCAGCAUCUGUGACAAGGCUUCAGAGUAGUUAUUUCCAAAGGCGUGUUGUGACAGGAUAACAGAAAUGGCUUCAAACUGAGGUUUAGAUUGGAUAUUAGAAGAAAUUCUUCCCUGUGAGGGUGGCAAGGCCCUGGCACAGGAAAGCUGUGGCUGCCUCAUCCCUGGAAGUGUCCAAGGCCGGGUUGGAUGGUUGCUCUGAGCAACCUGGGAUAGUGGAAAGUGUCCCUGCCAGUGACGGGAGUUUGGAAAGAGAUGACCUCUAAGGUCCACCUGGGAGAAGGCUGGCAUUGUACCCAGUUGUCAGAGAUAAGAAAGAUGGGCACAGACUGACUGGCACAAAUUGCAUUUAUUCUCCAACCCCUGGGCUGGGAGGCGGGAUGCUGUCUCUGAUUUGGCUUGUUGGGAACACUACACUCUGGCGUUUCCCUGCUCAGAUCGGGGCUGGAGUGGAACACUGCUAUGGCCUUCAGCUGGGAUCAGAGCGACUGCUGCACAGCAAAAGCUGCCUAGGCCGUGGCAGAAUCACUUAGGUAGGAAAAGACUUCUGAGAUCAUCAAGUUCAGCCUGUGACUGAACACCGCCGUGCCAAGCAGACCAUGGCACUGAGUGCCAAGUCCAGUCUUUCCUUAAACACCCCGAGGGCCGGUGACUCCAGCGCCGCCCCGGGCAGCCGUGCCGAGGCCGGCCCACCCCCGCUGCGGGCGGGUUCUCCCCGCCUUCCCCCAACCGUUCCUCCCGGCCGCCAGGCGGCGCGCGCGCCCCGCGGGUCCGCGCCUCAGGGGCGGCGGCGGCGACUGAGGCGCGGCCAUGGCGGACCGGCUGACACAGCUGCAGGACGCCGUCAACUCGCUCGCGGACCAGUUCUGUAACGCCAUCGGGGUGCUGCAGCAGUGCGGCCCGCCGGCGUCCUUCAGCAACAUCCAGACGGCCAUAAACAAGGAUCAGCCCGUGAACCCCACGGAAGAGUAUGCCCAGCUGUUCGCAGCUCUGAUUGCUCGCACUGCCAAGGAUAUCGAUGUCCUCAUAGAUUCCCUGCCCAGUGAAGAAUCCACAGCAGCUUUGCAGGCAGAAAUCUCUGGGCAUGAUCCCGGUUUUGCUUUGAAGGCUGCGAGCCUGCACCGGCUGGAGGAGGAGAACCACGAGGCGGCGGCGCGGCUGGAGGAGGUGGUGUACCGCGGGGAUGUGCUGCUCGAGAAGAUCCAGAGCGCCCUGGCCGACAUCGCUCAGUCCCAGCUGAAGACGCGGAGCGGCACCCACAGCCAGCCCCUGCCCGACUCGUAGCGCCAGGGGGCAGCACGGCCCUGCCCGAGAGCCUCGGGAACGCCUCCGGAUACACCGGGAAUGGCUGGGCUGGCCCGGCCCUCCCGCGGGGCUGCCCGCGCUCUGCUCCGCGUCGGGAGCGGCGGCUUGGGCACCGCUCGUUUUGUGUGAGAAACGCUUCUACAGGGGCUCUGUUACGGAUCGGCGUGGAUUGAUGUUUCUUUGACUUAAAACGAGCUUUCUGUUCACAAAUACGACUUCAAUCGAAUUUGUUACCUAUUAUAAGUAUUUGUAUAAGUUAAUCCCACUAUGGUUGUGGUAUGGUUUUUUUUGUAAGCCUCAGACACGUAGGAGUUGGCCAGAGUCCCCUGGAGACAGUGCUGUGAAUGCAGUGAUGGUCAUGUCUUAAUUAACAGCACUGGUAAUGUUGAUUGGCUGCUUUACCACCCUUUACAGAGCAUAUGAAAGGAUAAGUGAACUCUGAUGUUUACAGGGUGAUUGUUCUUGUCAUUGGCAUCGCAUUUACAAAGAAAUAAACCUGCAGGUGUCUGAUAUUGA